Messenger RNA from Panthera uncia (snow leopard), 3363 nucleotides. RefSeq names its product procollagen-lysine,2-oxoglutarate 5-dioxygenase 2 (gene PLOD2). Gene Ontology annotation, cellular component: endoplasmic reticulum. Bases 231 to 2456 code for a protein of 741 amino acids. Gene Ontology annotation, molecular function: procollagen-lysine 5-dioxygenase activity; L-ascorbic acid binding; iron ion binding. The record is from RefSeq and is a predicted model, not a curated record. The transcript is spliced from 19 exons. Gene Ontology annotation, biological process: peptidyl-lysine hydroxylation. NCBI's taxonomy places the organism in Eukaryota, Metazoa, Chordata, Mammalia, Carnivora, Felidae.
CCCCCUCGGGGAGCCUAUAAGUUGCCCGCGACGCCGGGGGGCGCCCGCUCCUCCGCGCCGGCCUGGUCUCGGCCGCCCUCCCGCCGCUCCGCCGCGCGCACUUGGCCCGUCGCCUCCCGACCGCAAUCGUCGGCCCCGGGCGGACCGGGGUCCCCGCGCUCUCGCGAGAAGUGCGCCGCUGCAGGGCAGUGGGGGCGCCGGGGCCGGCGCCGGCCCUCGAGAGGCCGAAGAUGGGGUGCUGCGCCGGGAAGCCGCAGCUGCUGCUGCUGCUGCUGCUGCUGGCGCUCGUCUUGCAGCUCUGGAGUCCCUGCGUGGGUGCAGACCCGGAGAGGCCUUCCAGCAUCCCCACAGAUAAAUUAUUAGUCAUAACUGUAGCAACAAAAGAAAGUGAUGGAUUCCAUCGAUUUAUGCAGUCAGCCAAAUACUUCAAUUAUACUGUGAAGGUCCUUGGUCAAGGAGAAGAGUGGAGAGGUGGUGCUGGAAUUAAUAGUAUUGGAGGGGGCCAAAAAGUGAGAUUAAUGAAAGAAGUCAUGGAACAUUAUGCUAAUCAAGAGGAUUUGGUUGUUUUGUUUACUGAAUGCUUUGAUGUCAUAUUUGCUGGUGGUCCAGAAGAAGUUCUGAAAAAGUUCCAAAAGUCAAACCAUAAAGUGGUCUUUGCAGCCGAUGGAAUUCUGUGGCCAGACAAAAGACUAGCAGACAAGUAUCCCGUUGUGCACUUUGGGAAACGCUACCUGAAUUCGGGAGGAUUUAUUGGCUAUGCUCCAUAUAUCAACCGUAUAGUCCAGCAGUGGAAUCUCCAGGAUAAUGAUGAUGAUCAGCUCUUUUACACUAAAAUUUACAUUGAUCCACUGAAGAGGGAGGCUAUUAACAUCACAUUGGAUCACAAAUGCAAAAUUUUCCAGACUUUAAAUGGAGCUGUAGAUGAAGUUGUUUUAAAAUUUGAAAAUGGCAAAGCCAGAGCUAAGAAUGUAUUUUAUGAAACAUUACCAGUGGCACUUAAUGGAAAUGGACCCACCAAGAUUCUCCUGAAUUAUUUUGGAAACUAUGUACCUAAUGCAUGGACACAGGAUAAUGGCUGCACUCUUUGUGACUUGGAUACAAUUGACUUGUCUACAGUAGAUGUCCAUCCAAAUGUAACAAUAAGCGUUUUUAUUGAACAACCAACCCCUUUCCUACCUCGAUUUCUGGACAUAUUGUUGACACUGGAUUACCCAAAAGAAGCACUUAAACUCUUUAUUCAUAAUAAAGAAGUUUAUCAUGAAAAGGACAUCAAGGUAUUUUUUGAUAAAGCUAAACAUGAAAUCAGUACUAUAAAAAUAGUAGGACCAGAAGAAAACCUAAGUCAAGCUGAAGCCAGAAACAUGGGAAUGGAUUUUUGCCGUCAGGAUGAAAGCUGUGAUUAUUAUUUCAGUAUCGAUGCAGAUGUUGUUUUGACAAAUCCAAGGACCUUAAAAAUUUUGAUUGAACAAAACAGAAAGAUCAUUGCCCCUCUUGUAACUCGUCAUGGAAAACUGUGGUCCAACUUCUGGGGAGCUUUGAGUCCUGAUGGAUACUAUGCUCGAUCGGAAGAUUAUGUAGAUAUUGUUCAAGGGAAUAGAAUAGGGAUAUGGAAUGUCCCAUACAUGGCUAACGUGUACUUAAUUAAGGGAAAGACGCUCCGAUCAGAGAUGAAUGAAAGGAACUAUUUUGUUCGUGAUAAAUUGGAUCCUGAUAUGGCUCUGUGCCGAAAUGCUAGAGAAAUGGGUGUGUUUAUGUACAUUUCUAAUAGACAUGAAUUUGGAAGACUUUUAUCAACUGCUAAUUACAAUACUUCACAUUAUAACAAUGACCUCUGGCAGAUUUUUGAAAAUCCUGUGGACUGGAAAGAAAAAUAUAUAAACCGGGAUUAUUCAAAGAUUUUCACUGAAAAUAUAGUUGAACAGCCUUGUCCCGAUGUCUUUUGGUUUCCCAUCUUUUCUGAAAAAGCCUGUGAUGAAUUGGUGGAAGAAAUGGAGCAUUAUGGCCAGUGGUCUGGGGGGAAACAUCAUGAUAGCCGUAUAUCUGGUGGUUAUGAAAAUGUCCCAACUGAUGAUAUCCACAUGAAGCAAAUUGAUCUGGAGAAUGUAUGGCUUCAUUUUAUCCGGGAGUUUAUUGCACCCGUUACACUGAAGGUCUUUGCAGGUUAUUAUACGAAGGGGUUUGCACUAUUGAAUUUUGUAGUAAAAUACUCCCCUGAAAGGCAACGCUCUCUUCGCCCUCAUCAUGACGCUUCUACAUUUACCAUCAACAUUGCACUCAAUAACGUGGGAGAAGAUUUUCAAGGAGGCGGAUGCAAAUUUCUGAGGUACAACUGCUCUAUUGAAUCACCCAGAAAAGGCUGGAGCUUCAUGCAUCCAGGGAGACUCACACAUUUGCAUGAAGGACUUCCUGUUAAAAAUGGAACGAGAUACAUUGCAGUGUCAUUUAUAGACCCCUAAGUUAUUUACUUUUCAUAGAAAUGAAUUUUUCUUUUGGAAUGGAUGAACAUGUCUUUGGAGUUGUGCUUGAGAAGAUGAAAGGAAUAUUUAAAUAACUUCAACAGAACAACUUCACUUUGGGCCAAACGUUUGAAAAACUUUUUGUAAAAAAUUGUUUGAUAUUUCAUAAUGUCUGCUCUGAGCCUUAAAACACAGAUUGAAGAAGAAAAGAAAAAAAGUAAAAGCAAAUAUUUAUUUCUAUGCCUUUUGUCUCUGAGAAUAUUGGCAACUUUCUGAUUUCGUGUUUCAUUUGAUCAGAUACUCAGCUACAAAUGUACAAGUGACAAGUGAGACUAAUAAUAUUUUAUUAUUAAGAAAGCUCGGGAAGAAUGUUAUUUAUCAACAUGUAGACAAAAUGAAUAUAAAUGAAUAUUGACAAUUUUUGAAUCAUUGGAAAACUGGAGUCAUAACUGAAUUUGUAUACAACUAAUUGUGUAAGUACUUUUUUGAUGACCUAUGCAGGUACCUUUUCUAGUGGUUACUGAAGGAAUACAGAGAACAAUAAAUAUCACACAAUGUUUUUCCUCAAGACACUUAGUAUAAAACACAAAUGAGGUACAGAGCCAGUUGAAAACAUUUCUGUUUAUAUUGUUGAACAGAGUUUUUUUUGGUUACAUUUAUAUUACAAAUCCAGCCCUCUAUUCCUUCAGAUGAAUUUUCCAAGGUGGAUUAUAUUGAGUCGGUAUUAGAUUUAGGAAAGCUUUCAAAGCUUUCCGUUAUUGAAAGUAUAUCAGGUAUCAACCUAAGAUCAGCAAGUGUCUUUAAGUCAAAACAGACUUUUGAUUUUAAUUCUAGAAAAUAAUGAGGAAAAGAAAAUUUCAUGAGAUUAGUAGUAGCAUUUUAUGAUUUAAAAAAAAAAAACUUUGUU